GUUGCGUAACGUGUACAUAUUUCUCGAACCAUACGCAUUCAAAUCUCUUCCUAAUUCCUUUCGGAUCCGCAGCUGUAAAGUAGCUGUAAGCUGAAUACUGCGCCGCGCGCAACAGCAGGACAGCAGGUAGUUGCGGCGCGAGGAGGUGCAAGUGCAGUUGCUGGCUGGUGAGGCUGAUAUGCGGGGUGCAAUGUAGUGCAACUGAUCGAGCGUGCGGAAAUUGGCGGAAAUCAACGGAGAUCGUGCGUGUUCCACUAUCUUCUUCCCUGGAUGGAUCUUAAUGGAUCUUCGUCCUUAUUGGGACGAAGUGUCACGGUUCGCUGAUUGUUCGAACUCGUUCGUCUGCGCGAUAAUUUCCAACGUGUAACGCCAUUGGUCGGCUAAAGCUAAGAAUCAGUGCGGUUGCAGUGACUGGUGAUAACCUCGGUGGUCGCGUUGACUUCUCACGCUUCAGUAUCGAGGUCGACGACGACGGCGACAUCGGCGACGCGAACAGGACGGGAGCCCGCGACAUGUAACCGGACUCGGAGUACGCUUGUGCUAUUCUUCUUGAUGCACCGCGCGUGGCUGAGCGACUAUUCUACGUCAAACCUGUGUGAUGAUCUCCGUGACGGUGACGGUCAGCGAGUCGCAGUCGAAGCCGAGACUCCGAGGCGUCGGUAAGAUCUUCCCGAUUUGUUGACGAAGGCGAGGAGAAAAUGACGGAAAGUUUGAUAAACGAGUGGCUGGCGGACUGUAAGGAUGUCGCGCCGUCGGAGCUGCACAUGUUCGCUAGAACGCUCUCGGAGGACAAUGAGAUCGUGCGGGCGCUCUAUAUGCUACUGGAGGAGCGUACCAAGUACAGCGAGUUAAUGGACGAAGUGUGUAACCAGUUAUACAACUUUUAUCGAUCUCGAGAAAUAGAGUUACAAAGGUUCACCCUACAAUUUCUACCGACGUUAAUAUAUAUUUAUUUAAAUUCUGCUGCACAUGGUGAUAUUAAGAGUUGUCGCUCCCUUGAAACUCUGUUAAUUGGAUUAUAUAAUCUAGAAGUGGUUGAUAAAUCAGGACAACAAAAAGCAAUCUCAUUUAGAUUACCAUCCCUUGCUAUGCUUUAUAUAUAAGAGAAGCCUGCGAGUCUAGCACCAGCUUCACUAACAGAAAGCGCCGUACGUCGUUUUGAAGAAUGUAAUUCGAAACUUGUGAGCUGGGGUCCAUUGCAGCAAGUAGAAACAUUAAAUGCACAAAAUAGAUUGAAAGUUAUGACAGCCUUACUUUUUAUUUAUAACCAACAACUUGGAUAUAUAAAUAAAUUUGCUCUAGAACAAUUGUGCAAAGUUGCAACAAAACUUGUUACUCAAGGAUUUAUGAAACCAGGACAUCAUCAACGUUCCUCAUAUGGCAGUGAGUCUAGCUUUGUUCCAAGGCUUUUACCACGUAUACCAGUAUCCAGCCAAUUCCUCUUGGAAUUCUUGCAUGCUGUAUAUUUUGCCAUGUAUAACGAAUGUUGGUAUGUAGGAACUCAAGCUAUAGAAGAUGUUCAUAACAGAGCAUGUUAUGAAGCAUAUCCAAAUGUAAUGUUAGUUACCAAUGCUAUACGCAAUUCCGCCAGUUCUGGAGCACCAGGUCAACCGAGCGAUGGACCAAUUGGAAUUAGUGUUGCAUUGUCCCCAGCAACUACUACACCAACCAUUUCGAAGUCUAUGAUCACAAAUGCUUCCUUUCGUACUAAGAAAUUACCAGAUGACAUACCAAUACAAGUUAUAAAAGAUGACACUACCGGAGAGGGUAAAGGUAACCUGGUGUCAAUCAUGGAGGAAUCAGAAUCAACUGAGCCGAACCGUAUUGGUUCCAUGAGACAAUCAAAGGAACAAAAGACUGCUUCGAAGAUUACGAAUUUCCCCGUGCUCGGAAAAAAACCUAAAGAGAAAGAAGGGAAGGUAACGAAAAAUGCUCACAUCGCAUCCGAGAAGAAGCUCAGCUCUCAGGCGACAUCGAAGGAGAGUAUUAAAGGGAGUUUAUCAAUGUUAAAUAGUGAACAGCAAGCAGAAAUUGACGCAAAUGUCAAUGGAUGUGCGAUUCGAAAGAAAAAUAAUGUUGAAAAUAAUGCGAUCAUAAUAGAUCCAAAUGUAGCGUUGAUCGACGGCGAGAGACUGGCGUUAAGUAGAGAGACUGACGUUACCGAUGGUAGUAAUAUGGAAAAUUCUAUUAAUUUAAGAGCACACAAUGAAACAGAGUCCAUUGGUUCUUCUAUUCAAAUCAGCUCUGUUUAAUGACGAUAAAAAGUCUAUAAAAAAUGUUACAUAAAAAUAAUAGUAAUGGGUUGAAGUUAUUAAGCAAAUAAGCCAUUUUCUUCCAUCUAACAAAAUCUUAUUAAAUCCAUGUAUAAUGUAUACACGUUGCCUUUUCCUAGAAUUAUUUAAGAUCACAAGCACUAUUUUCUCAACAAUGUAUAUUGCCACUACAUUGUGCGAUACUUAUAAGGAUCGUAUAUUUUUUUGACAUGUAGUAAUUUUAGUCAGUUCAUUACUCUAUUGAUCUCCAUAAUAAACAUAAAAAUGAGAGAGGGAACAAUAUGAACUAAAGGUAUACGGUUGUUUCGUUAAGUGUUUUAUGCAUAUUGGUAUAUAUUGACUAAUUUUUGUAAUGAAAUCUAUAAUUUAUUCCAUAUAUUUUAUAAAUAUACGUCGUCAUACAUUGUAAUACCUUUUUAUCCAGAUACAGUUAUCGAACUUUACUUCUAGAGAUUAUAGAUCAUUACAAUUCGGGAAAAUAAGUAUUAUCAUAAUGCAAUACAUAUGGAUAUAUAUUUGGAUAUAUAUAUAUUUGUGUUUAACCCAGAUGUGUGCCUUCAUGUAGUUAUAGCAUGCCUUUCUUUAUGAUUCCAAGUAUAUAAGUAAUAAAUUUGUAUCGGAAGAUACAUUAUAAUUGUCAUAAAUGCAGCAUAAAACGAAGAAUAGAGGUGAGUGAGAUGAAACGAGGAAAUGGAGUAUCUAAAACAAAGCUGCGGUGUCACUUAACACUUUGACGGCUGCACUUUUCAGAAAAAAAUUUGCUCUUGCCGCCAGCAUAUAAUGACAAAAAUUACUGGCUGUCGUCGGCACUUUUUGUAAGCUUUAUUACAAAUUGAAAGCAUUGAUUCUUCAUCACUGUUGUCUGAUACCUAAUUGCUAACAUUCGAUAGGUUAUCAGCGUACACCUCGUCAAUUUCACA
Trachymyrmex cornetzi is the source of this 3193-nucleotide messenger RNA. It is a transcript of the gene Hyccin, whose product is annotated as PI4KA lipid kinase complex subunit hyccin. The transcript has 8 exons. Gene Ontology annotation, biological process: protein localization to plasma membrane; phosphatidylinositol phosphate biosynthetic process. Gene Ontology annotation, cellular component: plasma membrane. The record is from RefSeq and is a predicted model, not a curated record. Lineage: Eukaryota; Metazoa; Arthropoda; Insecta; Hymenoptera; Formicidae.